AUGUUCGCCAAACUGUCCAUCGUUGCAGUCUGCAGCUUGCUCGCUGUAGCAUUCGCCGAACCGCACGUGCUUGCUCCCGUUGGACCUGCCGUAGUGACAGCCCAAAGUUCACAGGUGUUCGCCAGAACGUACAAUGGAUUUGUCCCGUUCGCCGUUCCAGCUCCCGUUCCUGCUCCAAUUCCCGCUCCUGCCUACCACUUCCAUACGCCCGCCUUAGUCCUGUCUGCUCCCGUCCCGUCGCCCGUCUUCUACCCACAGCCCGUCGUCUACAACCCACCGACGGCCGUCCCAGUUCCGGUCCCGGUUCCUGCUGCUCCGGCUGCCGUAGUACCGACGGUGGUUGCUGCUGCACCGGCUGCGAAGCUGGUGGCCGCUGCUCCGGUGGCAAAGGUUGCAAAGCUCGUACGACCGUUCCAUGCCACGUUUCGCUAUCGAUCGGUCGUUGCCUAA
Anopheles maculipalpis is the source of this 450-nucleotide messenger RNA. RefSeq names its product cyclin-dependent kinase inhibitor 1C-like. The transcript is spliced from 2 exons. The record is from RefSeq and is a predicted model, not a curated record. Lineage: Eukaryota; Metazoa; Arthropoda; Insecta; Diptera; Culicidae. The coding region runs from base 1 to 450 and encodes 149 amino acids.